AAAACGUACAAUGCCACAUCAGCUUUGAAGAUGAAUUAGAGGUAAGAGAGGAAACUUUAAAAGCUAUCGAGGAAAUGACACACGAUGCUGUUUGCAGGAUUCGUUCAACUGAAGCUAAUGUCAUGGAUGGGUUGAGAGACUACACGGAAGAACUUAGAAAUCAAAUAAAAGAAUUAACAACUGAAGAAAUAAAUAGGACAAAGCUAAGUUGUUCGGUGAAUUCCAAUAAAGAAUCUGUACACAUGAAAACACAAACAGUGCCAUCUUGCCUUACAUUAACCGAUAAUUUCGUAACUGUCGCGGAGAGUUAUACUUGGUUCCAACACACAGCCGGUACUGAGCGUGAAGCAGAAUUACGAACAAACACAAAAAGUUCAGAGAUGCAAAUUAAGAUGGGUUUGAUUGAAAAAGAGAAAAGAAAAGAGAACAGACCGCACCGCUGGAAAGGAGUGAAUGACGACCUGAAGUCAUCCGAAGAAGAUCAUAGAAGAAUGAGUAGCUAUUCAAACGAUAAACAACAAAUGCAAACAAAUCUCAUUGAGCGUUACCAACAAUUCUCCAUAAAAACUGACCUCUCCCCGCUGCUGCCUGAGGUUGAGAUUGGUGUUGACCAGGUGUAUGUGCCUCCACAGCUUUAUAAAACUGAUCGUAUCGACGACUAUAAAGUUCCCGAGCACGAAUAUUACAAUAUUUACGGAGAUGUGAAAAAAUACAGAUUGAAAGCAUCAGAGUUUCUUACAAACAUAGUGAAGAAAAACAUAUUGAUAACAGCUGAUGCUGGUAUGGGGAAAACGGCACUAUGUCGUCAAAUGGUAUACGCAUGGUGUGCAGCUCAUGAAAAUAGUUUUGCAAGUCCUGAUCCUACAUCACCGUCACCCGUUACGGAAGAUUCAGAUGUAUACAGUUGGUUUAACUAUUUUCGUGAUAUAGACUUUUUAUUUUUCAUUUCACUUAAGUAUUGUUAUUAUGAAUCAACGAUAGAAGAAAUGAUCUUGAAACAACUUAUUGACGACAGAUACUCUGAUUCUUUUUACAAACUCCUCCAAUAUGAAGAAGAGAAGUGUCUAGUUAUCCUGGACGAUCUAAAUGAAUGGAUGCCACCUGUAGGUUGUCGGGAAUCUCCAACGAUAUCAAAAGGUCUUCCGUUAAGAGAAAUGAAGAGUAAAUAUGCAACAAUGUACAUCACUCGCCCAUGGAAAUUAGCGACAAUCAGGCCUAAAUCAGGUGAAUUUGACAUGAUAAUUGAGCUUGAAGGAAUUGAUACCGACUAUACAGACACACACAUAUUUCUGGUGUCACAUUACCUCAAUGAAAGAACAUGCCGUCGACGGUAUUCUGAAAAUUUUGUCGCCAGUUUGACAGAUAAAAACCUUAACCACCUGAAAAAGUAUCCUUUGCUGUCGAAAUUAUUGCUGUCUUUAUGGCACGACAAGUCGAAUCUUGAUUCUUCUCUCGCUGGAAUUUAUAGCGCAGUCGUCGAUCGUCUUAUUGGUCAAGCAUAUAGACGUGAUGUAUUGGCACAUGUUGACAAUUGUGACGAAAAAAAUGAACACUUUGGUACAUUGAUGACAAUGUUUAUAGGUAAAGAAUAUGUAAAAAGAUAUUUUGAUACUGUAGUUUUACCACUAGCCGAAUUUUCGUUUUGUUUAUAUAAAUAUAAGAGGCGUUUUUGUUACAUAUAUGAAACGACCAACCUCUGUUACUAUGGACUGACUGAAGACAAACUGAAACUGUUUGUAGAUAUUGGGAUUCUGUCAGAGAGAAUAUGUUACGGACAGAGUGUCUCGGAAAGAUGUAAGACUAUUUCGUUCGUAUAUGAGACAUUUCAAGAAUAUUUUGCUGCCGUCUACUUAAGCAUAUACCCAGACGAAAUUUCAGACUGUUGUAGCACAGCAGAAAAUAUCCUGAGAAUGAGUCUUGUUUUUCGAAUUCUAAGCGGGCUCAAUUUUAGCGCAUUGAAAACAAUUUCGAAUAGAACACUUAACAUCAUUGACAAUGACGAAAACUGUCAAGACUAUCGUUGCGGCUUAUCAUCUUACAAAGGGUUUGUUAUUGAAAUUCAACGGAUGUGGUCACGCUGUAUAAAAGAAGCCCGCCAGUGUAGAAUCAGGAUAGAGCCCCUGUCGCUAAGAGAUAUCUAUCUAGGAUAUGGAACAUCUGAAUACAUGUUAUCGGUAUGUGAUCUAGAUUUUAGAGAAAUAAGGUCGGUGUAUUUUGAUAUAAAAGUCCCAUUUUAUACACAACAACACAUUGUAUAUGCUAGUCAAUUAGAUACGCUAGUCUGUAAUGAUGCUGAAUAUGUGGACAAUAUCAUAAUGGGAGACAUCGUGAGAAAAAAUCAAAGUUCGUUAAAAUUUCUUAAACUUUCGGGAGAAUGUCUCACGGAUAUGGAUAUUUCAGCAAACAUGUUUCAGAAACUUCGCUGUUUGGUGAUUUUUGAAACAGUCCUUAAAGGUGAACAGUUUGCAAAAAUUGUAACAAAUUCGAGUAGCCUUGAGAAAGUCCGAUUAUACAAUGUCUGUAUCUCUGGUUUCGAGGACGUCUGGAAUGAAGCAACCUCAAGCGAUACAUUUCCUUUGGUUUCAAGUUUACAGCAUUUAAUGGUGAGCAAUUGCGACAACAUGUUUAGGUCCGUUAGCUUACUUCCUUCACUUAAAUAUUUACAUUUCGAAAGAAGCAGUUCGGAGAUUUUGAAUGACAUACUCUGUAAAAGCACAUGUUUAACGGAAUUAACUAUUCAGGAAGUUGACAUUGGAUCGGACAGAUGCCUAGCAAUCUGGGUUUCGAAACAGCAACAUCUUAAAUUACUGUGCUUACAUGCCGUUGAAGUUAGCCAGUUUCUGUUAUGUGAUUUGCUAGCUGUUGUAGGUCAUCUUCCAAUGGCAGUAAGGGUAAAAUUAGAUGAUGUAGAACAAGAGGAGGGAGAAAACGCGAAAGAUGUUCUUCAUCAUCUGGAUAGUACAAAACUGUAUUCCAAUAGUAUAAUGGCAUUUGACGCAAUUGGAAAUUGCAUCAAAAAUGCAGAUAUGUUAUCCUUUGGUACAAAAGAGUUGGAUGAGUAUCAAUAAGGUGGUGAAUGAUCGCUUAAAGAGAUUUUGAUAAGUUCUAUUAUGUAGAAUAUGUUAAAAACUUCUCAAACAUUCAAACAUUUCUUUAUUACUAUAUAAAGUAUAUAUAUAAAUAAAUUAAGACAUAAAAAUAUUACUUACUCUAGACAACCAAGGAAUGCAGUUAGGGACGACUGGAAUUAGCUUAAAUUCGGCAUACAUGCAUCUGUAGGUAUAAACCUGAAAGGGUCAGAGUAAUGUGGUUUGGUAAAUAUAAUAGUAGUCUCUUAUCGCCGGCUAUAAUAAUGUGUCUCUCUUUAACGAAAUAAGUGUAACUUUAAAAGCAUUAUUAGAAUCAUUUCUGUUUUAAAAACAGUGAAACACAAUUUUACCAGUGGGUCGGCUGAUUCAGAACCAAAUUUAUCACUAAUUUUAAUUUCCUGCCUUGAUUCCACGUCAUUGAUAAGAGAUAAAGUAAAGCAAUAUACAUGUGUAGUUAAAAAGACAUUAUUCAGACUUAACUCUGAAUAUUCCGCAAAUGUGUAGAAAUACCACUGAAAUCGAUUUGUAUGCCAUUUGAUCUCACUGUUGUACUUGUAUGUAUCUUUGUUUAGGAGACAUUAGACUCAUCUUCUUAAUAUGUAACUGUAAAAGUCAUUUCUUUUAAAGGCACUCGCUACAGUUUUUCCGGACGGGUCGAUAUUUACCCCAACUACGUGCCAAUUUGGUUUCGAUGUAGCUCACUGCAGUGUUGGUGCGGUCUUCUGCGCAUGCACGGAAGUGAUUAUCUAAUGUCGCGUACGGCAAAAUAUCGCAAAUUAUUGUAUGUUCGCAUGCAUUUAAUGUACAAAAUAUAUGAUAUACUGACUAAAGGUUAGGGUAAGUAUCACCAUGGUUACAAAAUAUAUACAUUUAAAGUACUUUUAGUUAAAAUUGCUUCAAUCCGACAUAUACUGGUGUCUGUUAGUUAUACCAACGCUCCAACUCUGCAUUGAGUCAAAGCUGUUUCUAAUCCCGUACCGUACCCGUACCGUACAUUCGUAAACUAUAGGUUUUGCUAAAAAAAGGCGGAAACUUUCAUCGUUCUAUGCCAUCAAAAUGCUUCAGAAACACCUUAGAAUCCGAUUAUUACGAAAUCUGCCGUUUGAUAAUUUUAUAUAUACAAUUUCUAAGUCAUUUGCUCAAACACUGAAAGAGUAUUCGUGCCAACCUGCGUUGUAUAAAUGCCCGCCACACCCCACCUCGUUGUAAUUUGAUUUAAGCGAAAUCUAAUAUGGUGACCUAUCAAUUUUCUUUUUGUUUUAGAUUAGGUAGACAUAACCAAAGGUAUGUGCAGAGUUUGAUUAAAUUCUAUUAUGUGAAACUGGAUAAAAUAGCAGAAGUACCAACUGACAACUGACAAAAAUAUGCAAAAAUAUGCAAAAAUAGCCCUUGGGUCUGCUGAACAAGUAUUCCUUUCUUUACAAAAUCAUGUUCUUUUGAUUUCUCUGAGCAUGUUUCAAAUAAAUAUAUUGUUUUCCGUUACAAAAAUGCUUAGAUAAUCAAUUUUAUGCUGAUUAUUGUACUUUACUGAAAUAUAUUUUAGGAUUACAGAAAUUUUGAAAAAUGUUUAAAAUAGCACCAUAUCUAGGGGCAAAUUAAUUUGAAACAAAGCUGGUGACCUAGUAUUUUUAUUUCAUUUUUCAAUACAUCAUAACAUGAUCUUUUAAUACAAAACAUUUCAUCAAAAUCUAUUAUUGAGAAAAAAAUUACGAAACUGUAGCAAGCGUCUUUAAUUUCUAGUUCGGCAAGAUUUGUUUUCAUGAUAAUGAUAUAGCCCGAGUACAAUGACUAAGCCAAUACCUGUUUAGGCAACGAUAGCAAAUAUUUACUGAGCAAUUCAUGUUGUAUCUUGGAUACAGUAUGGAGGUGCCAAAACCGAUAUUUCGGUUAGAUUUGUCUAUGAGGAUAUACCUAUCUAAGUUAAAGGGCCACAAUGGUUAUUCUUUAAAUUGCAACACUUGUAAAAUCAAAGCGCUCAAAGCGCUGAUGGUGGCUGUUAAUCAAUGUUUAAAAUAUUACAAAGAAAGCGACAACUGAGGAAUUGUUAAUAUAAACCAUAAGAACAUUUUUUUGCAUUAUUUUUUAAUAUUCGGUUUUGGUUUCAGAAUUAAUUCUUUUUCACUGCCAGUCAUUGUUUACAUAUACACUGAUUCAGUCUUUAACGAAUAGUUUUGAUCCUUUUUGAUUAUUUGUGAAUUUAUAAAUAAUACAAGCCUUUUCUCCAAAUCAUUCAGCUUUUAAGAUUUCCUUUUUAAAGCUUUUGGGCAGUGUAUGUCAUGAAUUAUUAUACACACUGAUUAAGUCCGUAUCAGAUAGCUGUGGUUUUCAUGAGACUUUUGUGAAAGAAAACAACACAAACAUGCACCACAAAUGCAUCUCAGAAUGUCAGUUCUGCAGUCAGUGUAUUUUAGAGGUGCAUUUAUUAUCACUCCAUCUGUUAUACUCAAAAGUUCGCUAGACAUAACAGCAGGCUUCGCAAAAAUGCUGGACAUUAAGUCCGACAAACUUUAGUCAGACCGAAAAAAAACGUCGAAAAAUAUGUAACUGGCGAAACGAAACCGUUUUAAUUUUUAUACAUAUAUUUGUAUCAAUCCAGAUCUAUUGAGAUGCACCAUCAGAAAACCAAUUUAGUUCGUUUGCGACCAGCAUGGAUCCAGACCAGCCUGUGCAUCCGCGCAGUCUGGUCAGAAUCCAUGCUGUUAGCUUUCAAAGCCUAUUGCAACUAGAGAAACCGUUAGCGAACAACAAGGAUCCUGACCAGAGUGUUUGAUCUGGGUCCAUGCUGGUCACAAAUGCACUAUGUUGUUUUUCUCAUAGUGCGACUCGAAUGAAUUUAGCUGAAGUAAGCAGAAUCUGUCUUGAAACAAUUCAAUUUUUAAGUUGGUCAAAUCUAUUAUCCGACGACUUGCUACAGUUUUCAAAAAGGCGAGUAUUAGUAUCAUCGCUGCGCCCACUUUCACGGGCUUACAAGUUGAGGAAAUCGUGAUACAGUAGCACCAUUUAGUCAAAGCGAGCUUGCAACAUUUGUCAGCUUGGGCGACCUGUGGGUUUCCACGUUGAUAAUUUGUGUUUUGUCAGACGAAAUUAUACCGAAUACAUGUGUAUCUAUGCAUACAUAUAAUAUCUUAUACUGUACAUUUGCUGAAGGAAGAUUAUCCGUGAGGGAAUAUUAUUUAGAAAACAUACAUGUCUUUGAUUCUCACGGCAGGUCACAUUGCAAACAAUAUCGAAUGAAUUUUAACUGAAUGUUCUUUUAUUUUUGUUCAUUCUCGUAUUGCUAAGCAUGUUUUAGUAUAUUUUGUUCUUGAUAUAACGAUGAACUGUACAUGUUCAAAUUAUAUCCAUAAAUUACUGUCCUGUUCAUAAAUCAUCUCACUAAAUUUGCGCUAAUUAGUGUUAAUUGGCAGUAUCAACGCCUGAGGAAAUCCACAUCACUGCUGUUUAUCGAUUUUCUAUAAAUAGCCUAAUUAACAUGUGGUCAUAUUUUUGCGUGCUUGAAACGAAAACAAGACAAUGCAGUCGAAAAUUCAGUAACAUUCUUAGAUCUUUAGGGUUGCAUUAAUAUAAUAUCUUACUAUUUGAUAGCUAUGACGAACAUUUAAGUUUGUUCUGACAUAUUUGAAAAGUGUUACAACUUGCUGGAAAAGCUAUCGGAGAUACAAACUGGUAUUGUCUAUGGACUGGAAAUGUUUGGAAACUUUUCCGUUGAAAUUCCGUUUCUAUUUUUAGCCGCGGAUUAUUGCUAACAUAUCAAAUAAAGCCUUAAAUUUCGGGAGUUAUACCUGUGACACUGCGGUUCGGAAACAUUUUUGAAUUGUCAGUCUGGAUUACCAGGCUAGGUUUCUAUAUAUAUAUAUGCUACCUUUUCAACGUUAUAAGCUACGUGACCUCUGGGGCAGUACUAAUAGCUAAUCAAUAUCAUCGUUCCAGUUCAGGUGACAUGAGGUCAUCGUUUAUUCACGUGACCAUAAAUUUGCAUAUUUGUAUUCAUACACGUGGUUGUUUUAAUUAAAACGUUGACUUCAGUUUGUAUUGAUUUUAGCCGCCGAAUUUACAUUAAAAAUGGUAUUAAGGCAUAUAUUGUAGCUUACAAUUUGCAUAUUAUGCACGUUGUGUAGAUAAUUGUUUACCUGGAAAACUUGGAACUAUUUUUGGUUGUGUUGUCUUUAGAACUGAAAAGAUUUCUCAAACUGAGUAUUUUUUUUGACACUGGUGGCAGCAGCCACCAAAAAUAGUUAUCAAAUUUUUAAUCAAUUGCAACGAUUGGUAAAUUAUUUUUCCAGUGUUUUGGUCUUACAUUGUGUACGACGUGAGAUUUUUAUGACGUAAUAUUAUUACGGCGUCACUUUUUUUUUAUGUCAAUAUGUAUUUUCGGCUCCGCCCUGGAGUCGGUGUGAAAUUUUAUCACUGAUUAUUGAAUCAUGUUUUGACUAAUAAGAAUGACUGCUUAGAAUAUAAAAUCAGUUAUAAUAAUUGAUAUCUAUUUGGUUUGCCUUUUUAUUUGAAAAACAGUGUCUUUGCGUAUGCAAGGGUCCGAGGAUGAGAGAACACUCCAACCCCUACUAAAACCCAGCAGGAAUAUAUUUGUG
Molecule: messenger RNA, 7678 nt
Organism: Mercenaria mercenaria
Lineage: Eukaryota; Metazoa; Mollusca; Bivalvia; Venerida; Veneridae
Exons: 3
Coding region: 75-3068 (997 amino acids)
Source: RefSeq, a predicted model, not a curated record